Molecule: messenger RNA, 2585 nt
Organism: Cryptomeria japonica (Japanese cedar)
Lineage: Eukaryota; Viridiplantae; Streptophyta; Pinopsida; Cupressales; Cupressaceae
Product: subtilisin-like protease SBT1.7
Exons: 1
Coding region: 200-2401 (733 amino acids)
Biological process (GO): proteolysis
Molecular function (GO): serine-type endopeptidase activity
Source: RefSeq, a predicted model, not a curated record
CUUCCCGGUUUCCUUGGAUGCUCAAAUUCCUGAUUUUUCAUCUUCAGACUAUACACUUUAUUUAAAAAAACAAAAAGUGGUGUGCAAUUAUCUCCACAUUUUCUUCUUCACGAAGACUUUGCAUUGGCACUGCAAUCUGUUAAUCCUAUUAAAAGACCCCUCCUUAUGUCGCUAUACUCACCAUUUUUCUUCCCUCAAAAUGAGUAACUCCAUGUCCCUCGCCACGCUUCUAACCUUAUUCCUGUUCUUCCUUUCCAUUACAGCAAAUGACAAUGUAAGGAAGCCUUACAUAGUUCACAUGAUGAAGUCCAUGAAGCCCGAGCACUUCAGUUUGCAUGAGCACUGGUAUCAUUCAAUUCUCACCCACGCAACUUCUAAUGCCUCCACAUCAGAUCCCAGCCUCUUGUUAUAUACGUAUGAGGUAGUCCUUCAUGGCUUUGCGGCCAAGCUGACCAGUGCGCAGGCUACAGCUUUAGAGAGCGUGGAUGGCUGUCUAGCUGUAAUUCCGUCCGCUCUAUAUAAACUCCAUACCACACGCUCACCUCAGUUCCUCGGCCUCACCGACGGCAGCGGACUGUGGACUCAGAAUUUGAAUCGCGGAGAAGAUGUCAUAGUGGGCAUGGUGGAUUCGGGAAUAUGGCCUGAGAGCGAAAGUUUUCAUGACGAGGGACUCGGCCCUGUUCCCUCCAGAUGGAAAGGCGAGUGUGAAAGCGGAGAGCGAUUCAGUUCCUCCAACUGUAACAGAAAGCUCAUCGGAGCUCGAUUUAAUUUCUCCGUGGGUUACAAAUCGCAUGUGGGUGAGGAUUUCAUAUCCCCAAGAGACAACCAUGGCCACGGCACACAUACUGCUUCUACUGCUGCGGGAUCUGCUGUAAAGGGAGCGAGCUACAAUGGAUUUGGCAAUGGAACGGCUAUGGGUAUGGCCCCUGCGGCCAGACUGGCCAUCUACAAGGUCUGCUGGGGACAGAAAGGAGACUGUGAUGCGAGCGACAUAGCUGCUGCAAUGGAAAAAGCCGUCCAAGAUGGCGUCGAUAUUAUUUCUAUUUCAAUUGGCGAUGCGUCUGAGCUUCCUUUUUACACGGAUCACACAGCCCUGGCAGCAUUCGGGGCAAUAGAGAAGGGUGUACUUGUUUCCGCCUCUGCUGGUAACGAAGGGCCUUUCUCGUAUUCUCUUACAAACACGGCGCCAUGGUUAAUCACUGUGGGUGCGAGCACUAUAGACAGAGAGUUUCUGUCUCCUCUGAAGCUCGGCAAUGGCGAGCUUUUCAGAGGCUUGUCGUUAUACAGAGGACCGGGGAUUAAAAAUCUGCCUCUGGCCUACGACUAUUGCAGUGACCGAGGUCUCGAUCCACACAUUUUCAAAGGCAAAGUUGUGCUGUGCACUUCCCAAAGCAAUUCAACGGAAAAAGCAAGUCUUGUGAAGGACGCCGGUGCAGCAGGAUUGAUAAAUGUCAACGAUAACGAUUUCCCGGUCGAUCAACCAUAUCUGCCCGCUACGAGCGUGAGUUAUACGGCAGGCGAAAAGAUAAAAGCCUAUGUUAACAGCACCGCUGCACCCACAGCCACCAUCAAUCCCACGGGGUUGACAGUGGUGGGAAAAGCAACGGCUCCAAUCGUGGCCCUGUUUUCUUCCAGAGGUCCAAGCCAGAUCUUUCUAGACGUUCUUAAGCCCGAUAUAAUCGCCCCUGGUGUUAACAUCUUAGCAGCUGCCAUAGAAGGCGGCUUCAAGAUAAAGUCCGGGACCUCAAUGGCGUGUCCCCACGUCAGCGGCACUGCAGCACUCAUCCGAGCUGCGCAUCCUACGUGGAGUCCUGCAGCAAUCAGAUCGGCUCUCAUGACUACGGCAUCCACGCUGGACAACAGAAAGCAGCCCAUCAAAGAUUCACUAACCUUGCGAGCCGCGGACCCAUUUGCAAUGGGUGCAGGUCACUUAAAUCCAAGGGCUGCCUUGGAGCCGGGUCUGGUGUACGAUUUGGGCCCUCAAGACUACAUCAACUAUCUGUGUGGUCAAAACAUGUACACCGAAAAGCAAAUAGCCCUGCUCACCCACAAAUGGCCUCCCUGCCCCAAAUCGGAAUCAGGUGCAGAUCUUAACUAUCCGUCUUUCUCAGUUUUGUUGAAGUAUGGAGAGCGUGUUCAGUUGAAAAGGACGGUUACCAAUGUGGGCGGCGACAAUUCCGUGUACAAAGUGCAGGUGAAGAGCAGUCCAAACAUAAAGGUAAGCGUGGAGCCAGAUACAUUUGUGUUCAAGAAACGGAGUGAGCAGGCAAGUUUUAAUGUGACAUUCGAAGGCAAAGUGAAAGGGAGUGAGGAGGAGUACGGGGAGUUAUCGUGGAAAUGCAUCCAAGGUGGAACGCACAUCGUUCGUAGCCCAAUUGCCGUUCUGUGGACCACGCUUUGAACUGGAGCAGCUCUCCUUUUAUAUAGCUAAUAUAUACUAUGUGGCUUUUAACGUAUAAAAAAGGGUCGUUUAGACCGUAUUGUCGAUCGACCAGUCUGGAUGCAUAUUUGACGGCAUUCAUCAAUUAAUUGAAAUUAGAUGUUCCUUUUUUCCGCUCAAUCAAUGCAAAGAAAAUAUUACAAUA